Synchiropus splendidus (mandarinfish) is the source of this 900-nucleotide messenger RNA. It is a transcript of the gene bloc1s2, whose product is annotated as biogenesis of lysosomal organelles complex-1, subunit 2. The record is from RefSeq and is a predicted model, not a curated record. Gene Ontology annotation, biological process: endosomal transport; lysosome localization. Gene Ontology annotation, cellular component: BLOC-1 complex; BORC complex; gamma-tubulin complex. Bases 13 to 531 code for a protein of 172 amino acids. The transcript has 5 exons. Gene Ontology annotation, molecular function: gamma-tubulin binding. NCBI's taxonomy places the organism in Eukaryota, Metazoa, Chordata, Actinopteri, Syngnathiformes, Callionymidae.
AACAGAAAUAAAAUGGCUGCUACCGGGGACGACGCUUCUGCGAUGGACAGCAUCUCCAGAUCUCCUGCUGCAUUUUCUACACCUUUGGCUGCAGGAAGCCAGGGGGAUUCUGCGGAGGAUGCUGCCGACAUUCUGGCGUGUGCUCCCAAAAAGCCAGGUGAUGGUGGUGUGGAGACCGCUGAGGAGGCAACAGAACCGGCAGAGCCUGACAUAAAUGAGCUGUGCACAGAUAUGUUUGAAAAGAUGGGGAUUUUCCUACAAGGGGAACUAACAGCAACUUGUGAAGAUUAUCGGCUUUUGGAAAACAUGAACAAGCUUACCAGCCUGAAAUACAUGGAAAUGAAAGAUAUCAGCAUCAACAUCAGCCGAAACCUACAAGAUCUUAAUAAUAAAUAUGCCAGCCUCCAGCCAUAUUUGGACCAAAUAAAUCAAAUUGAAGAGCAAGUUUCUUCUCUUGAACAAGCAGCUUACAAACUGGAUGCAUACUCAAAAAAGCUGGAAGCAAGAUUUAAAAAACUGGAGAAGCGAUGAUGACAUCAUCUCACCUUAUACAGCAGCUUCAACUUCUUUUUCUCUUUGCCCAAGGACACUGACCCUUUGGAAAGAUGUGAAAAGAGACAAAAAAUAAACAGAAGUGUAUUGUGAGAGUAAAAGGGCACAUAGGGAGCCUCUUGAAUGACUACAGUAGCCUUGCAUUAUUAUUAUAAUUAUGCGUCUCUGGUUAUGUAGUUAAAUACCACUACACUGUAGUGAAAGAAAAUCUGCUUGAUUAUCUUUGGUGUGACUGCUUUUGUCAUAGUGGAACUACUGACUGCUCUUGGUCAAGAAUGAAAUGUGUACCGUCUUUUAUAAAGUUAUAAGAAAUAAACUUUGAAUAUUGAUCAAGGUAUAUCACAUUCA